Linum trigynum is the source of this 3749-nucleotide messenger RNA. NCBI's taxonomy places the organism in Eukaryota, Viridiplantae, Streptophyta, Magnoliopsida, Malpighiales, Linaceae. The record is from the annotation of a GenBank genome assembly.
CCGCAAAAAUUACCACUCGACACCACUUGUCAAGUUUUAUCAAUCUUAUCUUUCCUCUGCAAUUUUUUAUCAAUAGUCGUAGAUCUGGAGCUCUCUCAGAACCUCCAUAGGAGUAGGAGUAACUUAAUGUAGAUCUGUCUCGAGAGUCGUGUAAACAUCGAACACCCUCGUUCGAACUGUGUUUGAAGAGGUGUGAACCGUGUUUAGUGAUCGUUGUCCAAAGAAGUCAAAGGUGCAAUCAAUUUAUUUUCAACGCAAGUUUCUCACAGGGAAAUAAAUUUGGCACACCUGGUGGGACACUUGUGGUCGAUUCGAUGGCUCCGAGGCGGAGGAAUAUGGAAGGGGACGUUCCGGCUGGAUUCGUGGAGGAGCAGGUGGCCAACAUCGAGCAUGGCCAAGCAUCUGACGCGGUGGCCGGAGGAAAUGGUGGAGCAGAGACCUUGGUGGCGACUGCGCCUGGUGGAGAACUUGGCGAAGCCGUGGGGGCCCUUCGUCAGAUGAUGGAGGAGAACCGUAAGAUGGUGGUUGACACCCAUCAAGUCACGGAGGAGAACCGCCAAAUGCUGAUGGAGAACCGCCGCAUGUUGGAAGAAACUCGGGCAAAUACUCAUCAGGUAAAUUCUCAGAUAGACUGUCUCAAUUCUCGCCUAGAUAGACGUUUCAGUCAAUUGCUUGAAGUAGUCAACAAAAAUGCAAAUGAGGUGGAUCAACUCCGACAGUCUUUAGGUAGACCAGUAGUGCAGUCAAGAGCUUUGCCAUUAGAUGGCACAGGCCUAACGCCUACUAAUAGUGUUCUUUCUCCCGCCGGUGGUCGGAAUGGCCAACCACGACAAGAGAACUUGCCGCAUCAAACGGCAAGCCAACCACCUCUACGUCGAGUAGGCGAUGUUGAGAUUCCUGUUACAACUCAAGUGGGGGAAUCGUCACAGGCACGCGUGGGAGUUGAUGUGGUACCCCCGCGUGGUGAGAACCUCACCACCAUAUUCAACACUCGAGUUGAGCAGAAACCCGUGCAAGUGGGUGUUCGUCCCUCUAUCCCGGAGGCGAGACCCUACGUGGCUCCCGUGAAUUUGGGAGUAGGAGGAGGCUUAGGUGGUAACAUGGAUCAAAUCCCACCUCGAUGCUACCCGACUCCAAUGCCACUCCAUUUCAAUGGGCAGGGCAUGGACCCCAUUGGGUUUGUACCAUAUGGGGGGCAACAAGGGGGGCAUGAGCCCAACACUCUUAGGGAUCAGGUGGCUCAACUCCUCACGGAGCAGUUUGGCAUGGGAGUAAGACCUGCUAUGCCACCUGUAUACCGUAAGCCGUACCCAGCAUGGGUAGAUAGACUUUACCCGUUUCCAAGGGGAUUCAGGGUUCCCGAGUUUGCCACAUUCACAGGAACUGGAGAUCAGUCCACUGUAGAGCACGUUGGACGUUUCACUGUUCAAUGUGGUGAUGUAGGAGAUUUUGUUAAGUUAAGACUAUUUGGAAACUCGUUGACAGGACCAGCUUUUGCUUGGUACGUUAACUUGCCGUCUAACUCCAUCCAGACUUGGCAACAGAUGAAACAAGUCUUCCACGCUCAGUUUUACAGAUCUGAGCCUGAGGUGUCCAUGGCUGACUUGGCACGUAUGCGCCAACAGCCAGGGGAAUCGGUUGAGCAUUUCUUGACUAACUUCAAGAAUGCCCGUAACCGUUGCUUUGUUAAUUUGACGGAGAGGGAGUUCGUCAAGCUGGCACAAGGGGGUUUGAGUUUUGAACUAAGGAAGAAAUUUCAAGAUAGGGAGUUCUCUGAUUUAUUUCAACUCAUGUCUUGUGCUGUGAGGUAUGAGUCUCUUUUACACGAGGAAGAGAAUCGUAGGAGUGCAUCAAGGGGAUCAUACUUCCCAAACUUAGAUUAUACCAUCAAUCAUAUUGGCCACGAGGCCAAUGAGGUUGAGGUAGACUUGGCUGAGAUAACUCCAGGGAAGCCAUACAUAUGUGCUUCCUUGUCUAAAGUUGAAGAGGGACCACAAGGGGGGAGACCCAAUCGUGCUCCCAUUCAGCCAAGGAAGUACUCCUUUGACUUCUCCAAGGCAGACUUGAUUUUUGACCAACUCUAUAAGGAUGGUCAAGUCAAGUUGACAGGGGGGCAUGUCUUUCCCUCACCCGAGAAAUUAAAAGGGAAAAAGUAUUGUAAGUGGCAUAAUAGCAUGUCACAUGCCACUGAUUCUUGUGUGGUGUUCCGUAAUGUCUUGCAGGAUGCCAUUGAAAAGGGACGUAUCAAGUUCCCUGAAGCAAAGAAGGAUGCCAUGUUGGUGGACACUGAUCCGUUCCCCAAGGUGCUUGGCGUCAACAUGGUCAACCCGGAUUUCUCUAAAGUCGAGUUGCCACGCUUCAAGCUGGUGUUGGAUACAACACCACCUCGAAGAAGCCCCAACGUGGUUCUCGAGCAAGGGAGCUCGUCGGGUACUAAGCAAGCCAGUCCGGCCGCAAUGAUGACUGAUGAAGUGGACAAGUUGUGUGCUCGGUGCAAGAAGAGUCUCAAGCUUGACGAAGAGAAGUCGGGAUGUCCAUCUGGGGGGCAGGUGGUUUCCAAGAAGCCACAUCAACCCAAAGCCACACAUUUUUGUGAUAAAUAUGAUAAUAUGGCUAAGUAUGGACAAGAAGGCAUGCCACCAAUCACAAACAAUGGACACGAGGGCAAGUUUAAUAAGGAAAGACGUGGAAAAGGCAGAAAGAGUUGUCACAGUCUCGCAAAUUUGGCUAAGUAUGAACAAGGGAGCAUUUCACCCACCAUGAAGAAUGGAGUAGGGAGCAUCUCCAAGAAGACACAACAAGUCAAACCCCCACAUGGAUUUUGUAAGCGUGAGAUUAUGGACAAGGGAGGAUUGGGGGGCAAGUCCAUGUCAAUGAAUAGUAAGUACUCAACACCAACCACCAAGAGUGGACAUGGGGGCAUGUAUAAGAAGUCACCAUACACACCAGCCAAACAUGGUUGCACAAAGAAUCAAUGGUGUUUGAGUGCUAAGUGUAGGGGCCAACAAGGUUUAUAUGGUGAAAGACGAAGACAAGAAAGCUACACGAGUGGUUGUCGACUUGUCAAGCCUAGACCUGGUCUCCAACGUCGUGAGGAGAUUAAGCAUGUAUCAAGUGGGAGGAAAUCAAGGAAGAAGAAUAAUCAUGAUAGCCUUGACAUGUCAAGUAAGGUGGCCCAAGCAAAGAAGCAUGAUACCUCAUGCAAUGCCACCAAAACUAGACAUGCUGAUUAUGUACCACCCAUUAGUGAGCUAGAAAAUUCAAAGUUAAUGUAUGAAGAUUCAUCUCUCAUGGAGGAAAAGAGUCAUGUGGUCUAUGGAUGGCAUGUCUGGUUUGAUCCAUGGACUUGGCAAUGGGUGUACACCUUUGGUACAUCGAUUGUUGCCAAAGGCUAUGGAGAGCAGUGACAUCUGUCACUUCUUGCCAUAUAAAAUAAAUAAAUUUAUAUAAUGUACUCAUUAUAUAUUAGUUAUAUAAAAAAAAAUAUUGUAGCCAAACGUGGCUAAAAGAAAUGAUAGAAGGAAAAUAUCAAAGUUAAAAUCUUGAGUCGGAGUUGUUAGACUUCGACAUGAAGAUCUUGCCACCAAGUCAUUGUGAUGGCUUGACAUAACGAACCAUACAUCAGGCCAUGCCAUGUUAUCUUGUCCCGAGUAGCCACGGCCUGGGGGGCAUGAUGGCUUGAAAGUGGUGGUAGAGGAGUGGUGACCAUAAUGUCUCUACCAACAUAAAAAUGAACAUUAUUUUUUCUA